AGAGAGAGAGAGAGAGAGAGAGAGAGAGAAGAUGAUGAGAGGAAUCGGCAGAUUGAUAGGGCAAUCCCUAUCCCGCCGGCAACGGAGCUCCCCCUUCCGCUCCUCAUCCCGCCGCCUCAUUUCGUCCUCCGCGGCCUCCUCCCCUCUCCGGCGAUCGGCGCUGCUGCUCCCCGGUCCGGCCGCAUCGAGCCCUCCUCUCUUCUCCCAGAAAUGGAACCCCUUCGCAGUGCAGAGGAGGAGCAUGUUCAUCCAAACUCAGUCCACUCCCAAUCCAAUGUCGCUGAUGUUCUACCCUGGGAAGCCGGUUAUGGAAGUCGGCAGUGCAGAUUUUCCGAAUGCUCGCACUUCCAUGAAUUCGGCACUAGCAAGAGCCCUCUUUGGCAUCGAUGGAGUUACUCGAGUUUUUUAUGGAUCGGAUUUUGUGACUGUAACUAAGUCCGAUGAUGCCUCUUGGGAUCUUCUUAAACCUGAAAUAUUUGCUGCUAUCAUGGAUUUCUAUUCUUCUGGGCAGCCAUUAUUUCUAGACUCGCAAACUGCAUCUGCUAUGGACACAGCUAUACAUGAAGAUGACUCAGAAACUGUUGCCAUGAUCAAAGAAUUGUUGGAGACUCGCAUUCGACCUGCGGUGCAAGAUGAUGGUGGAGACAUUGAGUAUCGGGGAUUUGAUCUGGAUACUGGUAUAGUCAAGUUGAGGAUGCAAGGGGCAUGUAGUGGCUGUCCUAGCUCUUCGGUCACCCUUAAAUCUGGGAUUGAAAAUAUGUUGAUGCAUUACGUGCCAGAAGUCAAAGGUGUCGAGCAAGAUAUGGAUGCCGAAGAUGAAGAGCAAGCUUUAACUGGGCAAAUGGAGUAAGUUGAUGCGUCUUUUCUGGUCCUAAUUAUAAAACCGGGGAUGAGAGCCAAAGAGGUAUUUGGUGCUCGAUGUAAAGUAAAAGUAGCAGUUUUGAUCAUCCUAAUCUCAUGGCUGUAAGAUUAUUGAGGGCAUAAUGAGGUUAAGGCUUGUGCCUGUAUACUUGUGACAUGGAACUGGAUGCUUGUUUAUCGUGCACGAGUUGGAAGCGGUUGUACUAUUUCAGUUCCAGCACUCGUUUCCAUCAUCCUCUGAUCAUGAAUUGAUUGAGACUAUUGAAUCGUUGCCAAGAAUUGGCGUCUCUUUCCCUC
Molecule: messenger RNA, 1158 nt
Organism: Eucalyptus grandis
Lineage: Eukaryota; Viridiplantae; Streptophyta; Magnoliopsida; Myrtales; Myrtaceae
Gene: NFU4
Product: nifU-like protein 4, mitochondrial
Exons: 7
Coding region: 32-850 (272 amino acids)
Biological process (GO): iron-sulfur cluster assembly
Cellular component (GO): mitochondrion
Molecular function (GO): iron-sulfur cluster binding; iron ion binding
Source: RefSeq, a predicted model, not a curated record